AUGAACCCGCCGUGCGCGCGCUGUGGGAAAAUUGUCUAUCCGACAGAGAAAGUCAACUGCCUUGAUAAGAAUUGGCAUAAAGGAUGCUUCCACUGCGAGGUGUGUAAGAUGACCCUGAACAUGAAGAACUACAAAGGCUACGAUAAGAAGCCCUACUGCAAUGCGCACUACCCCAAGCAGUCCUUCACCAUUGUGACUGACACCCCAGAGAACCUGAGACUGAGACAUCAGAGUGAAUUGCAGAGCCAGGUGAAAUACAAAAAGGACUUUGAGGAUAGCAAAGGCAGAGGCUUCAGCAUUGUAUCUGACACACCAGAGCAACAGAGACUGAGGAAGACACAGGAGCAGAUCAGUAAUGCGAAAUACCACGAGGACUUUGAGCGGACUAGGGGCCGAGGCUGCACCCCAGUGAUGGAGGACCAAAGCAUGGAGAGAAUGCACCACCGGAACAAGCUGAUGAUGAGCGAGGCAGCCUACAAGGGAGUGCACCCACAGGUGGUGGAGAUGGACAGGAGACCCGGCGGCAUCAUCGUAGACCUUAAGGUGUGGCGGACGGACCCAGGCUCCAUCUUUGACUUUGACCCUGUGGAGGAUAACAUUCAGUCUAAAAGUCUUCACAGACUGUCUGCUCCUGUGCUACCUGGGGCGUACCAUCAGAGUGCUCAGCAGCAGCAGCAUGGGUAUGGCUACAUGCACCAGACCAGCAUGUCCUCUGUGAGGUCUGUGCAGUCCCCUCCAUCUGUCACCAUGAGAGUGUACCGGGCGCUGUACGACUACUCAGCGCAGGACCACGACGAGGUGUCCUUCCGCGACGGUGACGUCAUCGUCAACGCUCAGCCCAUCGACGAGGGCUGGAUGUACGGCACCGUGCAGAGGACCGGCAAAUCAGGCAUGCUCCCCGCCAACUACGUGGAGUGCUUCAACUAAGGGAUCCAUCUCAAUAGUCUUCAAGUGGUUUUCUUUCCUCUCCCCUUGUCUCCUCUCCUCCAUCUGCACUGAUUGAAUAGGUGGAAGGGAUAAGGUGGAUUGGAUGCCUACUGGGAAAUUGACUUUCACCAGUCCAGUUCUUUUCAUGUCAGUACAGAUGAAGGAGAGGAGAUGAGGAAAGGAGGCUACUCUAUAAUAUUGAGAUGCACCCAAGGGCUAGCCUUACCAUGGUGUAGGCAGAGUCCAUUCCGCAAGUGUCUGUUUUAAGCUUGGUCCUGGAGAGCUGCAUCAGUAAGAUACAUUAAUUGAAUGGAGUUGUUCAAUUUGCCUUGUCUAGACUACAGGCACAAACUAUCAUAGCCACACUAUCCUCUGAAAAUUAUGUUUAAAGUAAUCAUGUAAUACGUUUUGCUUUUGGUUUCACUUAAGGCAUUGGUGGCUUGCCCCACGUGAUCAGAGUUCAUGAAAAUUGUUUAUAUAAUUCAAUCAGAGAAUUGCAACCCUCAAAUAGACAACAUUAGCAGACAAAAAUACAUAUUCAAUGGAAUGCUGUCGAAAACAUGUUUCACACAAUAGAAAGCACAUUUGAAUUUGGUUAGGCAGUGCAGUUUCUUUUAGUUUCACACAGUAAACAGUGUUGUGUUGACUUCAUGAUCCCAAAAGUGCAGUUUUGCAGCACAAGAACAGUAAUGUUUUCGACUUAUCCUGGAAAAGUGCUUAGCGGGUUUGCUUGAAUAGAGCCCAACACAGUCCUCCAGGACCAGAAUGGGGCCUUCUUAUACUCCUUUGUAUUUCAUUUCUAUUAUUAUGUUUCGCAUUUAGACAUCCACACUAACUGUGUUUUAUGUACAAAGGAGGGAAGGGGAGAGGGAGUUGAGGAGAAAUCUAUGUUUCAAUAAUAUCCUGACAGUGAUUGCCAGAAAGUUAGCUGUUUAGCUUUUGUUAUUUCAUUAACACGUCGCUUCGUACUGUUUCUGUCUGAUGACAUAAGGGUUUGGUUUAAACCAGCUCCACAAGUAAAUAUAGUUGAUACAAUCUAUAGUCAACGAGUCACACAAUCUCACCUCUUUCUGUGAUUUUAGUGGAUUAUCUACAUCUCAUAUACCAGUUAAGCCUCACACAGGCUUUGAUUAGAUUAUGUCCACAUAAUUUAGAGCUAACUGGCAACAUGGUUGUUAUAUUUUGCUAUGUACACAGUUUCAAAUAACACCCAAGAAUGGUGUAUGAAGUUGGAUUGCAAUCUUGACAUUUCUGAACUAUUGUGAACAGUAUUGUGAUGAUCCUAUUUUACUCUUCAGGAUUGCAGACACUAAUGACAGUACAUGUAUUGGUGCAUGUUAUAAAUAGUUUAUACUGUAAUAUCUUGAGGGUGCAAAGAUUAUUGAAUACUAGGCCUACUGUGGCCAUUCAAUGACAUAGUUUCUGGAUACAUGGUAGCUGGGGAUCUCUUUAACAUGUUAUUGUAGAUUACAUGUUAUCAUAGAAUGUGGUAGCUAAUAAACAGAAAUGGCUAAGUUGUAAUAUUUAUUGGCCUUGAAGAGAAAAUAAUGGGACAGCAAGAAACAUCAUAGAUUUUUUUUGUCCAGUGGUUUAUUGCUUCGAGUAGUUCCGUUUUGAAAUGUCUCUGUAAAAGAAAAUGUUUUACUCAGUUUGUACACCAUCACUGAGUUUUAGUGAGAUGCCACUUUUUCCUGAGUUAACCAUUUGUUUUAUUUUUUUGUCAUUAACUGCAGUGUCACGUGUGAAAAAUAAAAACGCUUUGUCAA
Salvelinus namaycush (lake trout) is the source of this 2693-nucleotide messenger RNA. Its product is annotated as LIM zinc-binding domain-containing Nebulette-like. The record is from RefSeq and is a predicted model, not a curated record. The transcript is spliced from 8 exons. Gene Ontology annotation, molecular function: actin filament binding. Bases 1 to 927 code for a protein of 308 amino acids. Lineage: Eukaryota; Metazoa; Chordata; Actinopteri; Salmoniformes; Salmonidae. Gene Ontology annotation, cellular component: focal adhesion.